This is a messenger RNA of Lytechinus variegatus (green sea urchin), 12442 nucleotides long. Its product is annotated as vacuolar protein sorting-associated protein 13C-like. Gene Ontology annotation, cellular component: extrinsic component of membrane. The transcript is spliced from 75 exons. Lineage: Eukaryota; Metazoa; Echinodermata; Echinoidea; Temnopleuroida; Toxopneustidae. Bases 103 to 10086 code for a protein of 3327 amino acids. Gene Ontology annotation, biological process: protein targeting to vacuole; protein retention in Golgi apparatus. The record is from RefSeq and is a predicted model, not a curated record.
AAAGUUAGGUUAAUCAAUUUUGUUGUUGUGUCUGCUGUGGUUUUCGAAGACUGACGCAUGAUAUUCCUGUUUUCCUUCUGAAAACAAGUAUUCAGCAUCAAAAUGGUGUUCGAAUCCCUUGUUGCAGAUCUCCUAAAUAGGUUCCUUGGUCCUUACGUCGAGAAUUUGGACGCUUCACAGCUGAAACUUGGCAUUUGGUCCGGUGAUGUUGUUCUUCAAAACCUAUUUGUGAAGGAAGGUGCUCUGGAUGAACUUGACCUUCCGGUUAAGAUCAAGGUUGGUAACAUUGGAAAACUCACUUUGAAGAUUCCAUGGAAGAACAUCUACUCUGCUCCAGUCGUAGCCACUCUUGAAGGAUUGUACGUUGUUGCAGCCCCAAAUGCUGAUAUCAAGUACAAUGCCGAAAAGGACCAGAAACAAAAAUUUGAAGCCAAGCAAAGAACUCUGCAGAGAGUGGAAGAUGCCAAGACUAAAGAGAAAGAAAAGGAUAAAGUGAAAGACCCCAAAGCAGACUCCUUUGCCGAGAAGCUUGCUAUGCAGGUGGUCAAGAAUGUCCAGGUGAAGGUUUGUGAUAUUCACGUCAGAUACGAGGACAGGACAACCAAUCCCAAGGCUCCGUUUGCUCUCGGUGCUACGCUUCAAAACAUCUCAUUGGAGACAACAGAUGAAAAUUGGCUUCCAUGUGUUGUAGACCAAACAGUCCAGCUUGUACAUAAGAUGCUUCGACUUGAUUCGCUAGCUGUCUACUUCAACACAGGGUCUGAUAUGUAUACCACCAAGGAUAGGCAAGAAAUGCUGGAUAUCAUGAAGAGCUCUAUUGCUACAGAAGGCAGUAUACCUAAGGGAUAUCAGUACCUGAUAGAGCCCAUCUCAUCACAAGCCCAGCUAAGGCUCAAUCCCAAACCAGAGUCCAACCUAUCUGUCCCUCAAGCCUACGUCAACUUGGUCAUACAAAGCAUUGGUGUGGCUCUCCGUCGCAAACAAUACCGAGAUGUGAUGCAGCUGCUUGGAUCGUUUGAGCGAAUGACUCGCAACGAACCAUUCAGGAAAUACAAGCCAGAUGUUCCCCUCCGAGGCCAUGCAAAAGAAUGGUGGCACUAUGCUCAGAACAGUAUCUUGGAGGAGACCGUCAGACGGAGACAUCGUAUGUGGUCGUGGGCACACAUCAGCAAACAUCGUAAGCUGGUCAAAGAUUACAUCGGUCUGUACGUCAGCAAGCUGGACACCAACAAACCUUCCAAAGAUCUUCUCAAGAAACUUGAGGAUAUGGAGAAAGAGCUUGACGUAUUCAACAUCACCCUGAGCCGACAACAGGCCGAAGUAGAGUUCAAGAAGAAGGGUUUGAAGAAGAAGAAAGAGAAAGCAGAGAGCGGAGGAUGGUUUGGAGGAUGGUGGGGUGGAGGAAAGAAAGAUAAGAAGAAGAAGGAAGAAGAUGAAGAUGACCUGUCAUCUAUUGCUGAUAAAUUCCAGGAGGCUAUGACAGAGGAAGAGAAAGCCAAGCUGUAUUCUGCUAUAGGAUACAGUGAGACUUCCGUUAAUACUACUCUACCUAAAGAUUAUGUUGGAGUGGAUGCAAACUUCAAGUUGUUGGAAACCAGUGUAAAGCUCUAUGAGGAUGAUGAUGAUGAAUUACAGAUCAUUAACCUUGCGGUCACAGACCUUGGUGCUGUCUUCAAACAGCGACCAGCGGCAGAAGCAAUCAAGCUUGACCUACAGCUUGGUGAGUUCAGCGUCCUUGGAUCGCCAAACAAUGGACAGCGCCCUCAGAUGGUGGAGUCUCAGGUCACUCUGGAAGAUGAGAAAGUCUCAGAAGUCAGCCUUCAGUUUGAGACCAAUCCUAUGGACGGCAAAGCUGAUCAACGUAUCAUCCUACGGACACAGCCUCUCAAAGUGGUCUACGAUGCGAAUACAAUCAACAGUAUAGCAGCUUUCUUCAAACCUCCACAAGAUGUCAGGCUGGAUGACCUAUCUGCAGCCGCGAUGUCCAACCUGACGGAACUUGGCUCCACCUCAACGACAGGUCUUCAGUUCAUGGUGGACAACAAGCAGAUCCUGGAUAUCAGUGUGGAUGUUAAGUCUACCUAUGUCAUCAUCCCAGAGAAAGGUGUAUUUGAUGGCUCAGGAUCGGUGCUCGUUGUGGACCUUGGAAAUUUCAAAAUGAGAACGGAAAGCGAGGAGAGACAUGUAGGAGAAAGAACAGAGAAUGAAUCACUUGAGGAUCUCAUGAGAAAGGCCUAUGACCGAUUCAAUCUUGAUGUUCAAGAUGUUCAGGUUAUCUUUGCUCCUAAAGGGGAGGAUUGGCAAGCCAUACGUAAGCAGCACGGAUCCCCUCUUCAUCUCCUUCAGCCAAUGGAUCUACAUAUCUCAUUACAGAAAUGUAUGGUGGAAGAUGUAAGACUUGCCAAGAUGAAAGUGACUGGUGAACUACCUGAUGUAUCCAUCACUCUAUCAGAUCAUAAGCUGAAGCAGCUGCUUGCCCUGGCUACCAGUAUACCCUUACCUGAGAGUGAUGAACCCGAAGCACCUACUGCCAAGAAAGAUAGCAAGGGUGUCUCGGGAGCAGGAGGGGCAGCAAGAGGAGGCCCAGGAGGCCACCAGCAAGACUCGUCCGCCUCCGUAAGUGUGGUCAAAGCGCUUGCGUCUUUGGAGGAACUCGAUGGUUAUGAGACGGCGAGUGAAUGGACAGAGGGGGAGACGUACGCUGUAGGGAGGGGCAUUUCAGACAGUAAACUCAUGGCAGUAGCAGGAGAUGACAGUGAUGAUGAAUUUAUGUCUGCUGACGAGGGGUCGAGUCCAACGCUUUCCAAGAAGAAACAAGCCUUACAGAGACAAGAGAGCACCAGCGUCUACAUGAGAUCGGACGUGGAGCUCCAGUUUGAACUAAAGAAAGUUGCUUUGAACCUAGAUCAGGUGGAUGCGGAUGGAACGGAGAAACCUGUUCUUGGUGUGGCCAUCCAUUCCUUGGGAGCUAAGGUGGAAGUCAGACCUCUUGAUAUGAACUUGGAGCUGUCCCUUGGAAGUAUAGCAGCACAGCAUCAUAAAUUCCAAGUACCUGGAUCUGAUAAGUUGUAUCUGGUUAGAACACCAGCUUAUGAUGAAAAAGCAGAAAGACUCCUGUCUGUCAAAUAUCAUAAGAUCGACAAGAACAACCCAGAGUUUGCCACCACUUACAAGUCAACAGAGCAGACGAUCACAGCUCACUUCACCACUCUUGAGGUAGUAGCUCACUGUGAAGCUAUCCUGGAUAUCACCGAGUUUGCAGAUACCCUGGUGGCCAGUCUGGACCAAGGCAAGACACCGGCCACCGAGGAUGGACAGGUAGAGGACGAGGGAUACAGCAGUGAGGAUGAUAAGAAACCAGAACGCAAGCGGACCAAAGGAGUAAAAGCAACUGAUGUCAUCGAUGUCCAGGUUGUAGCCACUCUAGACACCAUUGCUCUCGUGGUGUGCACCCAAGAGGCUAGUCUUACAGAGGUUGCUGUCAAAGGACUGGAGGCCAAUGUGACUGUUCAGAAACACAAGACUUGUGUGAAUGCAUGUCUACAGGAUAUCACUGUGGUUGAUCCCACACCAGAUGCCAUUCAUCCAAGGAUCCUGUCAACCUUAGAUAAAGAGGUCUUCCAGAUGGCUUUGACCCUGUACAACCAUGCUACAGUAGGUGAGCUCUAUUCAGACAUGAAUGCCGUUGACAUGAGGGUAGGAUUGAAGGUGGGGUGCAUCCGAGCCGUCUUCCUCAACAAAUUUGUCAAUAAUCUUCUGGGUUUUGUUGAUAACUUCAAUCGUGCCAAGGCGCUUGCUGCAGAGGCCGGGGCAAAUGCAGCUACUGCUGCCCAACAUGCUGCAGAGGACAUCAACGCAAAAGCAACACGCAUUGCGAUGGAUAUCGUAGUCAAGGCACCGGUCAUCGUCAUCCCUAGUAACUCGACGUCUGAGACAGGUCUGGUUGCAGACUUUGGUCAGUUGAGUGUGAAGAAUUCUUUCAGUAUAGUGCCUGGAUCGGAAACCCUUGAGAAUCCAGCUGUGAUAGAUUCCAUGCAUGUUGCCUUGGAGUCCAUGAAGCUGUCUCGAGCAAUCAUCCAGCAGGAAGCUGUGAAAUCAGAAGUGCCCAUUCUUCAUCCCAUGUGUCUACAUGUCACCUUGGCUAGGAACCUGUCUGCGGCCUGGUACCAUGGGGCUCCGGCUAUAGCUGUCUCAGGGAAACUUGAAGCCAUUGAGAUUUCCAUUGCAACUGAUGACUUUGGCAUAGUGAUGUCGGUCCUGAAUGAGAAUCUGCAGGAAGGUCAGCCAGAGAGCAAGCCAGCUGUGAAACCAGUCCAGGGUGCAGGGGAUGCACCUACUGCUGCUGAGGGUGAAGCACCCAAGGAAGGGACUACCACUGAAACCACUGCAGCAGAAGUGACACCCAGCAGCAAGCCAGAAGAAGAGAAAGCAGCCGAGGAACCAUGGGUUCAGGUCAAAGCUGAUUUUGAGAUGGAGAAGAUUGGCGUCUCCCUUUAUACAGGAACUCAUGACCUGACUGCACUGAGUGGCACCCAGGAGAGGCAAGCCAAGAAUAUCCUGGGACACUUUGCCGUGUGUCGGUUGAUUGUAGGAGCUACUGUCAUGUCAGAUCAGGCUGUAGAGGCAAAGACCAAGCUUGGUGACAUCCUUCUGAAUGAUAUGAGGUCCUCCAAUCCCAAUGCCAUUACGAGAAUGAUAUACAGAUAUGGGGAGACAGAUGAGAACAUUGUGGAUGUGGACUUCAUGAUGUCUGCCAAGAAAGCUAUCAGUUUGGAUGCCAUCCUGCGCAACCUGCGUGCUUGCAUCUGCUCUGAAUUCCUGGUGACCUGUGCAGAGAUCUUCACCAAGGCUCUUCCAUCGGAUGCUGCGGCCCAGGGGACCAAGUCCAGCACCAGUUUAACCUCCAAGCCAUCUACCACCAGCAGUCAGGCACCACCACCAGCUGAAGAAUCCCCCAAGAAUGACAUGCAGAUCAAGGCCGUCCUGCAGGAUCCCGAGAUAAUCCUAGUGGCUGAUUCAACCACAAUGGACACCAAUGCUCUCAUUCUACAGACUUCAGGUGAAGUGAACCUGAUCCAAUCGGAUGGUACCAUGAAGAUGAGUGGAGGAUUACCUGUGCUGAGGAUCGAUGCUUGCCCAUUCAAGGAAGAGCUCAGGAAAGGCAGAACCAGCAAGGUUCUUGUACCAUGUCAUAUUGACUUCCAUCUGAGUUCCCCAGAAGGUCAAGGUCAGAAGAUCUCAGUUGACCUCCCUGAGCUGGUACUCAACAUCUCACCGGAAACGGUCAAGAUUCUCUCAGCCGUAGCUCAAACUCUCUCUCCAUCCAAGGCUGAAGAAGAGGAAGAGAAGAAGAAGGCUGUUGAUAUGUCAGAUGUGUGGGAUGUGAAAGCUCUCAAAACAAGUGAUUUCUGGUUCUUACAAGAUGAAGAGAUUGACGUGGAUGACAUUAGCCAAGUCCUGUCGAUGGUUCCUGCCGUGCCCCCUCCCCAGCAAGUAGAAGAGCUAGUAGCCAACAUCAAGACCAUAGUAGUGAAGAUCGAGGCUGCUCAUGGACGUCGCUUUGUCCCCAUGCUCAUCCUCGAGGCCAGCAUGCAUGCCAUCGUCAAGGACUGGUCCUCUCGGUUGUAUGUUGAGAGCCACAUGAAGGUGGAAGUAUCAACAUACAAUGAGAAGGUUGCAGCGUGGGAGCCAUUGAUUGAAUCCAUUGAGCAGCCUAAUGAGAAGUACAUCCCUUGGAGUCUCUCAGUUACUGUUGUCAAGAAUGAUGAUCUUCUGGACGCUGGGUCGACCGCCAUAUCGUCAGAAGAUGAGGACAGUGAGAAUGUGAAUCUUGCUCCUCCUGCCAUGACGGUCAGUGUGUCUGCUGAGGAAACACUUCAGAUGACCGUCACCAAGACGUCACUUGCACUCUUUACUAAACUAGGACAGGUGUUUGGUGAAGCGAUGGCAGAACCGACAACAUCCUUGAAAGAUACCGAUGUCAUCCCGGCUUGCACUGUCAUCAACCAAACGGGAGUAGCCAUUACUGUCAAACCUGGUUCUUACUAUGAGAGUCCCAAGUCUGGAGAUGUUGUUUCUGUCAAGCACACAGAGAGUAUUGUUCUAGAUGUAUCGGAUAGAGUUAGAGCAAGCAAGAAGAUGGCUUUGGUCAAUAAGUCACCCAUCUCACCGUCAGAUAUGGAACUAUCCAUUCAGGUUGAGGGGUAUGAGGAGCUCCGUCGUAUCCCGAUAGUCCAGGCCGGUAGUGUUCUCUACAACCUACAACCCAUCAAGAAAUCAUCAGAGAAGAUCACCUCUAUCACCCUAGAGAUCAAAGCGACCCUUGACAUGAGACAGGUCAUCAUUAGGUCACCACUUCAGAUCUUCAAUCACUUUGACAAACCAGUUGACAUCUAUACCAGAGUAUCAACCCAUGUAGACAAGCUAGGUGAUGUUCAGCCCAAUGAAAGCUUUGUAGUACCCCUACACAUAGCUCACACGCAAGAACUGCUCGCUAGACCAGUAGAUGAAAGCUAUCUGAUGUGUGAUCAGCCCAUCCUGUAUGAGAACCUAUGGAAAGAUAAGACAACUGGUGGUAAAAAGCAGGUCACUUUCCGAUGUCCUGCAAAGGUCGAUGGAUACACACCGUUCUUCUUCAAUGUUCAAAUUCUUGAAGAUGUUUUACGAGAUGUCGAAGGAACAUCGCUUCAUUCUCCAAAGUACAACAUCCACCUCCACCCAGUAGUUACUCUGAGGAAUCUCCUGCCUAUCCCCAUCUAUUACACACUACAGGGCUCAGCAGAUGAGGUUAAGAUUGAUCCAUGUGAGCAGAGCAAGAUGUUCAAUGUGGAACUUGCCAAGACCAUGAUGUUUGUCAGGAUUGAAGGCUACAAUAACCUCGAAUGGCGAGGUGAGAUGACCCUCCGAACGACCCUUCAGGAGUAUUCACAGCUUGGGUUCAGAGGACCUAACAACAAGUGGACAGAGGCUGGUGUAUGGUAUGAUUAUAGCCAGGGAUUCAUUGAUAUGGCUAUGUUUGUACCCUACACGCUCAUCAACAAGACCGGAUUACCCAUCGCAUACAAGGGUGGAGGAGAGGAACAGAUAGAUCAUCCUGCCGAUAGAGAGGAACCAAUCUUCUUUUCUUAUCCAUCAAAAGUCUUCAGCCCUGGCAAGAAUAAGAUCCAACUGAAAGUUGGUGAAUCGCAAUGGUCAGACAAGUUUUCUCUGGACACAGUCGGCAGUUCUGGGUUCAUUUCUUGCAAGCUGUCCAGUAAAGAUUAUGAGGUUUUAGGACUAAUGCUUGCUCAGGGAAGUGGCGUACGACGACCAAAAAAAUACAAUAUCAGUGUUCAGAUUCAGCUGAGUAACUUGGGAUUCUCCAAAGUGGUUAUGUUCACACCAAGAUAUCUCCUAGUCAACCAAACCCACUAUGAUAUCUGUUGUGCUGAACCCAAAGGAACAUUCCAGGAUGUAGCUGUUGGACAGUGUGUACCUUUUUGGCCUGUUGACAAGAAAGAGAACAACAAACUAGUGGUGAUGAAGAAAGGAGGGACGGAGACAUCUCUUCCGUUUGAUUUCACAGAGCCGCAGACGACAGUACUCAGACUCCCAGAGGUUGGUGGUAUCAUUGUGGAGAGCCAGGUAACGGAGACGGCCACUGUCAUCGCUUUCAGAAGCUUUGCUGUCGGUCACUUCACCACUCAACUGGUCAACCACACUACCGAUGUUCCAAUCACCUUCAAUCAGUUCGGAGUUGAAGAGAAGCAGUUCUUGGCUCCAGGAGAGACCAGCCUGUAUACAUGGCAGAACCCUACUGGAAAGAGACAACUUGUAUGGACAGUGGAUGGUAGAGACAGCAAGAAUGAACUCAAUAAGAACGCAUGCAAUACUACUUGUGCCAUAUCAGAUGGCAUUGGAGAAAUUAAGCAGUCUAAUAAGAAGCUGUUAUACUGGGUGUCUUUCCUGAAUGGUACUGGCAGAGUCAUACUCUUUACUGAAGAUCUAGCCAUUGCUACCAAAUCUCAACAGGCUGCAGAAUUAGAACAGCCUGAUUUGGAGUUGUUAGUCUCACUUCCAGGCAUUGGUCUUUCUCUUGUUAACAACAUAUCAAGAACAGAAGUAGCAUACAUUGGUCUCAUCAGCUCUGGGAUUAUCUGGCAGAACAAGGUCCGUCGUCGAUACAAGGAUCUUAGCAUGAAGGAGAUGAAGAGCUUAGAAGAAGGAUUCGUCAAGGCAGGACUAGAUGCCAGUGAUCAGAAGGACCUUCCACCCAGAGUUUACAAGUUAGAUCAUGGCAUGGAGGUUGACUAUGGACGUAUGUUGAUGCUGGCCCCUAAGAAGCAGCAGCUGAGACGUACCUACCAUUCUGGUGUGUGGGCCCAAGUGCGUACCUCUAAGCAUCAGCUUCAGCUUCAUCUGACCAUCAACAGACUACAGGUGGACAAUCAGAUGCCUGCCGCUAUCUUCCCUACCCCGGUGGCUCCCGUACCCCUCCCUAAAACAGUGGCAGCUGAGAGUGCUCCUAAACAGCUCUUAGAGUUCAGCAUGAUGGUUCGUUUCUCAGAGCACAGUACGGUCAAACAGAUCAAGUACCUCAAGCUAUUGGUCCAAGAGAUGGCGGUCAAACUGGACAUGGGAUUCCUGGCCAAUGUAGCCGCCAUCUUCCAGUCAGAUGAGGAGCAAGUUAUUGAUAGGGUUGCUCUGCUUGAGUUAGACAAGGAGCUAAUAAGAUCAGAGCUAGCUGAUGCUGAGUAUGUCAAGGUCGCUUUGGCCAAAGACUUCAACUUCUAUGAUUCAUUCCAUCUCUCUCCACUCAAGAUUCAUGUGAGUUUUUCUCUGUCUGAGACUGGUAAAGAGGAUAAGUCUUUAUUGAGUGCCCAGGCCAAUGCCCGUCAGAACGCCCUCAAUCUCCUACUACAGAGUGUUGGGGUCACCUUGACCAAUGUAGAUGAUGUUAUCUUCAAGCUUGGUUUCUUUGAGAGAGAGUACCAGUUCUACAGCCCAGAGCAGCUAUCAUCGGAGGUAGUACGUCAUUACUCUAAUCAGGCCAUCAAACAGCUCUAUGUCCUCGUUCUUGGUCUUGAUGUUAUCGGUAAUCCAUUUGGUUUCGUCAGAGGAGUAGGAACUGGUGUCAAAGACCUCUUCUAUGAACCUUAUCAGGGUAUUGUGCAAGGUCCUGAGGAGUUUGCUGAGGGGGUAGCUCUUGGUAUGAGGAGUCUCUUUGGACAUGCAGUUGGUGGAGCAGCAGGAGCUGUAUCCCGCAUCACUGGAACCUUGGGUAAAGGUCUGGCCGCACUCACCAUGGAUGAAGAUUAUAAGAAGAAGAGACAACAAGCUAUCAACCAAAGACCUGCUACAUUCCAAGAGGGUCUAGCCAGAGGUGGCAAGGGGCUUGUUAUGGGUUUCUACGAAGGUGUGAGUGGCGUUGUUAAGAAUCCAUUUGAAGGUGCCAAGAAGGAAGGAGCUAAGGGAUUCUUCAAGGGUGUAGGCAAGGGUCUUGCUGGAGUGGUAGCCAAGCCUACUGGUGGUAUCAUUGACUUCGCCAGCGGUACCUUUGAGGGAAUAAGAAGAGUUGUAGAAUCCGAGGUUGAGAUCCGGAAGCUGCGUGAACCUCGCUACAUCGGUGCGGACGGUAUCAUCAGAGCCUACAACAAGUCCAUGGCUCUCGGCAACUCACUCCUCCUCCAAGUAGACAAGGGCAAAUAUGCUCACACAGAGGACUAUAUUGCUCACUUGCAGGUCACAGCGGACAAGAAGAGUUACCUUCUAGCUACAGACAAGCGGUUAAUCUAUACCUCACGAGGUGACAUGCUUGGCCAAUGGAAUGUGGAGUUUGAGUUCCUUUAUACCAACCUCAAAGAACUACCAAAGAUUACUGAGAAAGGAAUUCUCAUCGAACCAAAGGAGAUGAAGAAAAAGAAGGAGAAGCAGGAAGCACCGAAAGGAAAGGGUCCUCUUGGAAGAGGUUUUGGUAAUCGUUUAGGAAGCCUGAUUAGAGGCAAGCAAGGACCUGGCAAGAUAGUACACAUAUUAGACCAGAAAACUGCUGAGGUAUUUGUAUCGAAGGUUCACUUUGCUAUUGCCAAGGCAACAGACGCAAUAUGAGUUCACUCAACCCAUGCAACGUGUACAAGACUUGUAUUUUUCAUAACCAUAUAUCAUGAGAACAUAUUCCUUUGUAGUGAUAUGUUUUGUUACUUUUUAAGAUAGUUAAACAUGUUGAUCUAUACCUUUAAUCUUUCAAAAUAUUUUCCAUAUGGAAAUAUGGAAGGCUUGUUUUUGUAGAUAUUUUGUUUUUAUAAUGGAAUUUAGUAAAUGUAUCACAUAAAGUGAUUGUGAAUGUCAAAUUCUUAAAAUGUAGACUUUUAAAAAUGCGAGUUUGGGAAAGUAAAGGGAAUAGAAUAUUUGAAGUUGUCUGUUGCCUAUUGCAGAGAGUUGCAGUUAAAAAUCGCAUUCAAGUCCCCAAUACAUGCAUUUUAUUGGUUAAGAAUCAAGUUAAAUUUGAUCAUAACACUUUAUGUAACAGGCCCCUCAUCGCCAAUGAUUCAGAUGGAAUUUUUUUGUAUUAGGCGUCUACAUUCGAUAACAUUUUCUGUGCUCAUAACUGCUUGCCACUUUGUGUGAAUUCAAUAGGAUAAAAUGAGAAAUAGAAAGAACAUUCAUUUCAAGUCUAGUUUAAAGGAUGAGUUUUUUAUCGUGGUCAUUUCAAAUGGCUUCAAAUUCAAUUGAGAAAAGCAUGUCUCUUGUUCCAAAAUAUGCUGUAUUUUCAUGUGGUGACUGAAUUUUAGGACAAAAUAUGUAUUGCUAAUAAUUAUCAUAUAUGAUUAUGUUAGUGAUAGAGAGCAUGUAGAUUUUACCCUGAAGUCCUUGCCUUUCCUAAGCAUAUUAUCAAAAUCUGUUAUUUUCUAAUAUAUUAUACUGAUAAAUAAUGUAAAAAUCAUAAGUAGGAUGUAUUGUGGCACAGUGGAUAAGUCUCUGGACUUUGAAACCGAGUUGUGGGUUCAAUUCCCAGUCAUGGGAUAUUUUCCUUCAGCAAGAAAUGGAUCUACAUUGUGCUGCACUCAACACAGGUGAGGUAAAUGGGUACCAGGCAGGAUUAAUUCCUUGAAUGCUAGUGCUAAAGCUGGGGUAAAAUAUAGUGCGCCAAAAUUAGCAACUAGAUGAGUGGCGCCCUAUAAAUGCUAUAUAUUAGGAAGAUUUCAACAUCAUAUAGGUAAUAUUAUUGAUAGUAAACUUGACAUGUGUUACCAUUUUGUAAAUUUAGGUAUUUUGAACUUAUUAGACAGCUGAACCUUAGAAUCUGUUUGAGGCUGAUCCGAAUCAACAGUACUAAAACUAUAAAAUGGUACAAUAUCCCAUUAUUUAAUGGCAAUUAAAUAAUAUUUUUUCCUUCAUAAAGGGUGUGUGGAUGACUAUAAACAGUUCAAGAAUUUGUAAAUAUGUAUCCCAAGUAAACAAUUUAACAAUGAAUUUUCCCUAUUAUAAUGAAGUAAAAUAUGUUUAAGGGCGACUUCAGUAACAUCUUUUUAUAUAACUGAAAUGUAAAUACCUAUUAAUCAUUUUGCUGAAGUGUGGAUGAAAGGUAAAAAAAGUUAAUCAUGCUUAACCCAUAGAGAUGUAUAACUCUCGUAACAUUGAUUUCCUCCUCAUAUUGACAAUUGUUAAAUUUUGAAUACAUUUGUAUGCAUGCUUAUUGAUAUAACUUUGUUAAAAAUGCCAAUAUAGUGUGUUAUGAUAAGCCUAACAGCUAUUGUGCUGGAACAGUACCACAUACUGCAAUGAAAAUGUUAUCAACUUUUUAAAAUAAUUCCAUGUUGCUGUACCUUCAUGGGUUUAUGGAUACAGGUGAAUUGAUUGUAAAAUACGUUCUAUGUCUUCGAUACACUGUUAAAGUCUUUGGUAACCUCUCAUCUGUAGGCAUGGCUAGAAAGGGGUGGAGUCAAGUAACGAAUUGUACUAGUACUUGUCAUGAUGGAAGAUCUCUAUGCCUGCCACACUGCAAGCACUACCUAUGGGAUGGGGGCGGUUUCAUGAAGGAUCUUGUCAUUAAUUUUCACACUCAUUUGUCCUGAGCCAAUCAGGAUCUUUGUUCAUGCAGAGGAGAUCUCCGCUACAGAACUUUGCUAGCUUACUGCUUUGAAAUUGUACAUUUGUUUGUGAUUCUAGAUAAUUUUAAUGCUUUGUAAUUCUUUUGAUGUUUUGUAUGUCUUUUUACUAGUGCAUGGUCUUGUUUUUUGUAUAUAAUUUGUGUUUUGUUUGAUUUUGCCAGGGAUGGGGUGAAUCUGCCAGUUAAUUACCCAAACCAUGCCGGCAAAUUGAAAUCCUUCAAAUCAUUUUAAUGACGAGUAUCUUGUUCAGGCUCGAAAUGGCUUGCAAAUUCCUCUUUAGACAAAAACUUCUGUCUAUUCCUCAGUUCACUUUUCAUGUUAUAGAAAAAAAGUUACUGUUUGUUUCAUGGAAA